Trichosporon asahii var. asahii CBS 2479 is the source of this 3054-nucleotide messenger RNA. RefSeq names its product ATP-dependent DNA helicase. The record is from RefSeq and is a predicted model, not a curated record. Bases 1 to 3054 code for a protein of 1017 amino acids. The transcript is spliced from 17 exons. Gene Ontology annotation, cellular component: nucleus. Gene Ontology annotation, biological process: recombinational repair. Gene Ontology annotation, molecular function: DNA binding; ATP binding; calcium ion binding. Lineage: Eukaryota; Fungi; Basidiomycota; Tremellomycetes; Trichosporonales; Trichosporonaceae.
AUGGCCGAGCAGCUUACCAAGGAGCAGAUUGCCGAGUUCAAGGAGGCUUUCUCCCUCUUCGACAAGGAUGGUGACGGAACCAUCACCACCAAGGAGCUGGGCACCGUCAUGCGCUCCCUCGGCCAGAACCCCACUCAGGCUGAGCUCGAGGACAUGAUCAACGAGGUUGAUGCCGACGGAAACAACUCCAUCGACUUCGCCGAGUUCAUGACCCUCAUGGCCAGGAAGAUGCACGACACCGACUCGGAGGAGGAGAUCCGUGAGGCUUUCAAGGUCUUCGACAAGAACAACGACGGCCACAUCUCCGCUGCUGAGCUGAAGCACGUCAUGACCAACCUCGGCGAGAAGCUUUCGGACGACGAGAUCACCCAGAUGAUCCGCGAGGCCGACAAGGACGGUGACGGAAUGAUCGACUACAACGAGUUCGUCACGAUGAUGAUGGCCAAGACAUUUCGGGUUCAAGAGGCGGGGGAAGAUUGCUUCACUGAGGGUGUCAGCUUGAAAAACCACGGGGGUGGCGUCUGUGUGGUGAACAACCCCGCAUCACGUGUUGUUUCUCCGACAAUGAUCCGCGCCACCACUAUCAACACCGUCAUCUACCGUCAUCUCCAGGAUCUGUCUGUUCUCCAGUUUCGAAGGGCCGAUGCUCCUGGCUCAAAGGCUCACCUACUGCUGAGCAUGACGACCUCUGCCUUACCGCCAGCCGGCGAUUACCCGUAUCUGGCGUCGCUCAAUGCUGCCCAGCUUGAGGGCACAUUCCAUGCAACAUGCGCCCGUUUCUUGCGGCGGUACGGCAAGUGGAUUAAGCUCGAUCCUUCUUUCACGAUUGCUGAUCAGGACGACUGCAAGAAGAUUAUGAAGAGGCUGCUGAAGGAGCGCAGCGACGAGCUGCAAGAGUUACGCUUGGAGCUCAAGGAAGGAGACGUCUUGAACAGAAUAUCGAAAGCGAAAGCAAAGGAGCAAUCUCCCGCCGACAUGCUGAACGCGCUCGAGGAGAGCUCGCAGGGCGACGUCGACGUGCUGGGUCGCAUGAUCGUGCAGCUGUACGAGGGGUACGACGCAGCACUGCGCGAGGCGAACGCUCUCGACUUCGAUGACCUCCUUCUCUUUGGCCUGCGACUGUUUCGCGAGCACCCCAAUGUCAUCGCGUCGUGCAAGCACAUCCUCGUCGACGAGUUCCAGGACACGAACACUAUUCAGUACGAGCUCAUGGUGUGUUUCGCGCACACUGGUGUCAGCAUCGUAGGCGACCCUGAUCAGAGCAUCUACGGCUGGCGAUCGGCCGAGAUCGAGAAUCUAAACAAGAUGACGAAGGACUUCAAGGGCGUCAAGGCUAUCCACCUCGAGGAGAACUACCGCAGCACGGGCGCGAUCCUCGCUGCGUCGCAUGCCGUUGUAACGCAGGUGGCGCUUAAGACGUUCACGAACCCGACGCUCGAGGCGGGCUAUAUCAGCUCAGAGAUCAAGCGAAUUGUCGCGUACACAGGCGAGAUGCUGAACUACAACGACUUCGCAAUUCUUCGGGGCCACAAAUUCUUCGAGCGCAUGGAGAUCAAGGAUCUGCUCGCAUACUUGCAACUGGCGGAUAACCCAAACUUCAACUCUGUCGCUGAGCUUGUUUCCGCGGCAAAGAAGGCCAAGCUUUCAAUGAUGGAGUUAGCAGAGAGCAUUGUGGACGGCGAAAGCCAAAUCACCAUCAAACCGGCUUUGAAGAAGAAUCUUGCCACAUUCGUGGGCAUCGUCCGCAAGCUGCGGCGUGCGGCGCUGAAGGGCACGUCCGUCGCCGACCUCAUCCGCCUGACGAUCGAGAAGACAAAUUACGAAGAGUACCUGCGUCCGCAACCCGACUUCGACCAACGUUGGGAGAAUAUCAACUACUCUGUCACUGUCGAGGAGGGCAAGGAAGCUAGCACAGAUGCUAGCUCGCGGCUCGUCUCAGAUCCCGUGGAUUUCGUCGCCGCUAGCGAAGUCAAAGCCGCUCCGAAGAAGUUGGAAACAAGUAAGGCGGGUGCGAAGUCCACCAUGCAUCCCAUGUUCAAAAACAACAAGCCACGGCCAACUCGCAAGUCACCGGCAGUCAAGGUUGAGAACGGCGUCGUUGAGCUUCUUGACAGCGACGACGAGGAUCUGGACGACGGUUCGAUCGAGGCGGCGGACCCCGUGGAGGACAGCGAACAUGGAAGACUCGACUUUUCCCUCCUGGCGAAGUACAGAGGAGCACGAAGUGGCCGAGGAGCGGAGGCUGCUUUACGUCGCUAUGACACGCGCCCAGACGUUCCUGCUCGUAUGGCUGGAGGCGAGGUUAACAACCGAAUCAUCAGUCCAUUCGUCAACGCAGUCUUGAAGAAGCAGCCUGAUGUUCUCACCUCCUCGUUGCCGGAGAUCACAGCAGAAGUGCGUCAGGCUGUCGCAAGCAUCGUCGGCCGCACACUCGCCGAUGAGGAGGUGACUCGCAAGCUGAUCGCGAACUACGUUCGCUUCGCCCCUCCGCCGAGCACAUGGGAUGCACCAGACCCCGACUCGCGCAUUUACAAUCGCUUCGGCCGUCGGGAUGGGACUGGCAAGAUGGCGCGGGGUAUCGAGUACUGGAACUCGGAGUUCGACGACUAUGCGCUUCCUGGUGAAGGUGGCGCGCCAUCAUACAACAUGGGCGCGCCGCGCGGCUUCACUUCCAUCGCCAGCGCGAAGUCGCUCCUCCGUCAACCUCAGGCCCCUGCGGCUCCCAAACCACCACCUGUCAAGUUAAAGAGCUCAAACUACGGUUUACCAGGCCCUGUUCCCUUCACGUUUGGUGGAAGGGAGGAACACAAGCCGACCGACUUAACGUCGUUCACUUCCAGCGCCAAUAGCGGUCUCGCUGCCAUGAAGUCGUUAGGCAUGGACUUGGGCGAGCCCGACAUCAGCAGCAAACCAAACAGCGGCAUGUCUGCAUUGGGCGGACGCCCCGCUCAACCCCCAAGCGCGGGGGGCUCUGUUCCGCUCGCUCGGGGAACAAAGCGACUCGGAAUGGGACGUGCUCCGUCAUCGUGGGGCGCGAAGAAAGCGAAACAGUAG